AACCGUGAACAAAGAAUCAAAAAGGCAAAAGAAAGAAAAAAGCAGAGAGAGAAGUGAGACUUGUGUUCUUGGCUUUUACCGAUCAAUCAGACCAAUCCCUCGCUUUUUGGCAUCUUCGUCUUUCUUCUUAUUCUCUUUCGUUUCUUAUAUUUAUCUGUUUUGAGUUCUUCAAUCAAUUCCUUGUUGGAAUCACCCAGAGGAGAGAGAAGAGAGAGAUGUACAAUCAGUUGGCAGUAUCUUCUUCUUCUUCUUCAUCAUCAUCAUCUUCUUCCUCUUACUAUGAAUCUUUGAAGAUUUUGGAAGCUGAUGUUCAACACGCUAAUACUUUGGCAGAAGCAAUUCCAAUGGGGAAGAACAAUGUGAGGCUUCAGAUGAAACUGGUUCACAGCAACUUUGCUUCUUUACUACUCAUCUUGUUUCGGUGGAUUGAUCUUUCUUGCUCAUGUCUGCUUCCUCGCUACUUUAACCUCUUUCAUGUUCUUGUCUACAAGGUUCAUUCUGAUGGACAACCUAAGCUCACCACGCACGGUAGGAAAGCUACUAUCAGUGAGUUCUAUGGUGUGAUACUACCAUCACUUCAGCUAUUACACAGCAACUUAGACGAGCUGGAUACUGCAGACAUCGGUUUUGACCUUAAAAGACUCAGCAAGAAGAUAACAAGAGAGGCUCACAGUAGUAAAUUCAUCAAUGCAGGGUUAGAGCGUGAGGAAGAAUGUGGAAUCUGUUUAGAAACUUGCACUAAAAUGGUGUUGCCUAAUUGCUGCCACUCAAUGUGCAUCAAAUGCUACCGCAAUUGGAACUUGAAGUCUCAGUCAUGCCCGUUUUGUCGAGGCAGCAUAAAAAGAGUGAACUCAGAGGAUCUGUGGGUGCUUGCGGGUGAUAACGACGUGGUGGAUACAAGGACAGCUUCAAGGGAAGACUUGUUCAGACUCCACCUCUACAUCAAUAGCCUUCCCAAGGAUUACCCUGAAGCUCUCUUCUUGGUUUACUAUGAGUACUCAAAUCUGAUUUAGAGAAUCUGUACAAACAAAAACUAUGUACAGAUUUUUGUAUUGUAUAGAAUGUAAAAACUGGCGUUGCCAAAAGCUCUCAGCUUUUACAUGCUUUAUCUAUAA
Messenger RNA from Raphanus sativus (radish), 1115 nucleotides. RefSeq names its product E3 ubiquitin-protein ligase AIRP2. Gene Ontology annotation, molecular function: ubiquitin protein ligase activity. Gene Ontology annotation, biological process: protein ubiquitination. The record is from RefSeq and is a predicted model, not a curated record. NCBI's taxonomy places the organism in Eukaryota, Viridiplantae, Streptophyta, Magnoliopsida, Brassicales, Brassicaceae. The transcript is spliced from 5 exons. Bases 216 to 1013 code for a protein of 265 amino acids.